This is a messenger RNA of Leishmania braziliensis MHOM/BR/75/M2904, 1233 nucleotides long. RefSeq lists its product as hypothetical. The record is from RefSeq and is a predicted model, not a curated record. The transcript has a single exon. Lineage: Eukaryota; Euglenozoa; Kinetoplastea; Trypanosomatida; Trypanosomatidae. Bases 1 to 1233 code for a protein of 410 amino acids. Gene Ontology annotation, molecular function: GTPase activity; GTP binding. Gene Ontology annotation, cellular component: Golgi apparatus. Gene Ontology annotation, biological process: intracellular protein transport; protein localization to organelle; Golgi to plasma membrane protein transport.
AUGCUGCACUUUCUGACGGGUGUGUACAACAGCCUAUUUAGCACCCCGGAGUACAAUGUGCUGAUUGUCGGCCGCGAGAGCGCUGGCAAGUCUACCCUGCUGGAGCAGCUCAAGUUCCUCUACACUCCAGCCACGCAGCAGCGCGAGGCGGAGGCAAUAUCUCACCUGAACAGUCAGCAGCAGCAGCAGGCGCCCUUGUCGGCAGACCGCUCCAGCAGCAACGGAGAUGCGAAGGCGAUCCACGAAAGAGUAAACACCGUGGCGGACUCAUCCACAACAUCUGCACAGCAGCACCAGCAGCGUAAACAGUUAUUGCCGCCUGGCACUCUACUUCCCGCCACGGCAGUCCACCUGGCGCAGAAGGAUAUUCGUCCAACCGUGGGGCUCAACUACGCUGUGGUGCAGCACAGCUUUAGUCCCCUCGUCGUGACUGUUACACUGAAGAAGCCCCAGUUGUCAUCGCAGACUGUUGCCUCCCUGCCGUUGCCGCCGAAGGAUCUGCUGGCCGAGCAACGCGCCCACCAGCAGGCUGUGAUGGCGAAGGCCCCGAGUGAUGCCUUCACACGUGUGGUGCUGCGGGACCUCGGUGGCCAAACUGCGUUGCGCGACCUCUGGGAGAAGUACUACGCGCAGAGUCAAGGAAUCGUGUACGUUAUUGACAGCACACUUCCCUUCCGCGUCCUGCGUGAGUCGCCGGCAUCGCCGCUGCGUGAUCACUUCACCCAACACGAGUUAAAGGAGGUGUACAAGCAGGACCGUGAGCUACUCGCGCGACUCCUGCAGCACCCCCUGCUGCACAACGUCCCGAUGCUGCUGCUGAGCAACAAGACAGACGAGGUGUCCCACAUAUCGCUCGCAACCUUGCAGGAAGCGCUCCAGCUGGUCGAGUUAGCGGCCAAUCCCACUUUCUAUGUACUGCAGAAUAGCGGCGAUGGCGGCAAUCCCAGCGGGGUACUUGGGAGUCAACAAAGGCUACAUGGCAGCAGCAGCGGUGAUAGCACUCCUUUAUCACACCUUUCUGAUGCCGCUGCACCGCCUGUAGGUACGUCACCUUCACGUUACUGCACCCGCUCAGAGGAGGCGCAGCUCCGAGUGGGACGGAGCGGCUUCGGUAAAAUCACCAUGCGAGUGGUGGAGGUGAGUGCGCUUGAUGGAGUGGGGGUGGCGGGGGCCAUGGACUGGCUGGUAGCCCAGCUGCUGCACCGCGCACGAGAUGUGGAUGACGAUGCCUAA